GAGGGAGGGAGCAGGGAGGAGAGGGAAGGAGGAGAAAGGAGAGAAGACAAAAGAUUCAUUAAACUAAAGCAGUUGUGGACGACAGCAAAAGUUCUCGUAAAGCUUUUACCCCUUACAAGUUGAAGGAAUGGGCAGCCUUCCAGUGGUCCUGCUCCUCUGCAGUUUCCACGCACUCACAGCUGUAGCCCAAGCCCAGCAAGCUGAGAGCCCUGGGGCAACUGCAGCUGCCUUACCAGCAAACUGCAGAGAGGAGAUGUAUCCAUGCACCAGGAUGUACUCAGUUCACCGGCCCAUCAAGAGAUGUAUUGGUGCUAUUUGCAUCUACAGCCUUCCUCGUGUCUAUGUCAUCAACAACGAGAUCUGCAUGAGGACAGUUUGUGCUCAGGAUGAGUAUCUCAAAGCCGAAAUGUGCCGAGAGUUGUCUGGGUGGCCCAGGCGUGUUGAGAGGUCAACUCAUAGGAAACGCUGCCGCAAUCGCCGUAGCAACCCUAAAACCUGGGCAAACAAGGCCUAAACAGCGCCCGGGUCGGCGUAAUGACCACCAGUAAGGAUGGAACCCCCAUAGAGACGCACAGCAGGAAUGUUGUUAUAUAAGCAGCCCAUGACACCAUAAAUCCACCACUCAACAACUGGGGGUCUCCUUCUUCCUCUUUUACAUAUACACACAUGUGCUGAGUCAUAUCUAUGUUCAUGUAUUAGUCUUUGUGUAUGAAUUCUGAAGGUUUGUCCAUUUCAUCUGUGUUGUUGGACACAGAUCAUGUCUUCCAUGGUUUGUGAUCCAUUUAGGGUACUGUAGUUAUGGGCCUAUAUAGCAGCACUGAGUCACUCCAUUGUACAAAGAAAGACCCACUUUGUAAGGUACUCAUCGACAAUCUGGUAGUAUGUGCACUUUUGUAACCAAAUAUACAUUUACACACUUA
Messenger RNA from Labrus bergylta (ballan wrasse), 920 nucleotides. It is a transcript of the gene mfap5, whose product is annotated as microfibril associated protein 5. Gene Ontology annotation, biological process: embryonic eye morphogenesis. Lineage: Eukaryota; Metazoa; Chordata; Actinopteri; Labriformes; Labridae. Gene Ontology annotation, cellular component: microfibril. The record is from RefSeq and is a predicted model, not a curated record.